Messenger RNA from Lepisosteus oculatus (spotted gar), 1470 nucleotides. RefSeq lists its product as uncharacterized. Lineage: Eukaryota; Metazoa; Chordata; Actinopteri; Semionotiformes; Lepisosteidae. The record is from RefSeq and is a predicted model, not a curated record.
GCAGUUUGUUGUCAUGGUGAGAGAUCAACUUCCUGUACACGGGCAAUCGGGGAAAUACUUCUUGUGAUGUGGGCUGACCAGGAAGAAAGAAAACUACGUUCAAAUGUUCUCAGCAAGACCCGUAAAGAAUUACUGCAGGGCUUGGAAAAAGCCCACAAAGCAGACAUCCUGGCUUAUAGCUCAGGACACCUCAACCAUGACAACCUGUGUAAACUGCCAGUCCAAAAGGCUAAUGGACCUAUCUGGGAGAGCUCAAAGACUCCAGACCUGAAAAAAACGCUAUCUCCCCGCAGACUGAAGACAUCAGAAGCUUCUGUCAGGAGAAUGAAAGAUGCUUUGAUGGAUUUCACUGUAAAAACUGCUUCAGUAGCCGACCGGUGGAGAGCACAGACCCCGAGGUCUGAAGAACCUUGUCUGUCUGCUGCAGCCAGCGCAAGCCAUCUGCAAGUGGACAGCAAGGACAAACUGAGAGGCUCUUUGGAUCCUGCUGAACUUUUAUUGUUUAAACCCCCGGGCAUGAGAAGCGAUGGGACACGCAGUGCGCAAAACCCUGAUUGUUAUCAGCUCACACAGUCGCACCACGCAGGGCUGACUAAGAAGGAGCAGUUUAGGCUGAUGCAAGAAUUGGAAAAGGUGGUUCUGAAGAAACAAGACAUGAAGGAAAGACACGUGUUGAGUGGCCACAAAGCUGCAGAGCACCUCGCAAGGAAAUUGGAUCGGGAACUGAAGAAAUUGUCUUCCACGGACGGGCCCAGUUAUUCACACCUGAAGGUGUUUAGUGACAUUUUUUCUGACGUGUGCAAUGGGUCACAGGUCUUUGGGGAACUUUUGAAGGAAAUUAAGAUGGAAUAUGACUUCUAUUUAAAUUCCCUCCUUGAAUCCCAGCCUGCACUUCAGCUCAUGCCCCUGGUGGAAGAAAUCCAAAGGACACAGAGCCAGUUUGUGAUGACACAGGAUGUAGAGCUGGCCACAGAGGAAGUCCUCCGGCUGGGAGAAACAGCUAAGAGAGCACUGGAGGAAAAUGAGCAACUGAGGAAUGAGUUGCAGAUUGAAGUAUCAAAACCCGGAAGCCUUGACGAAAAUGAAAUCCACAAGGAUAAUGUGCAGACAAUGAAACACAAAGAGAUCACUCUUUGCACACUGGACCAUAUUCAGCACAUGAGGUACCAGGUGUGGGCAGCUUGGGAAGAGGUUCGGGAGCUGGAGAGAGAAAUCAAAGAAAAAAUGGUUUCAACCAUCACUACUGGCACAACUGAAAGAUGUAUCAGAGACUCAAAGGCUGAAGUAAUGAAAUUGUUAACCUCCAAUGAACAUCUACAACAAGCAACAAAAGAUCUGGAAAAUGGCACAUCUAAAGUACUUGGCAGGAUGAAGGUUCCUGAUGAAGUGCAAAAGGAUCUUUGGAACAAGAUCAAGACUGCCUUGAAAGAAAAUGAUGGACUCAAUUCUCAAUAAAGUAGUGUGCUGCAA